This is a messenger RNA of Malus domestica (apple), 552 nucleotides long. The record is from RefSeq and is a predicted model, not a curated record. NCBI's taxonomy places the organism in Eukaryota, Viridiplantae, Streptophyta, Magnoliopsida, Rosales, Rosaceae.
AUGGUGACUGCAAAUCAAUUAAGAAUUGUUCUGUCUCCAAUCCCAAACCUCAUUCCUACAGUUUCUACUUCGGUUACAAUGAAGUUGGAUGACUCUAACUAUCUUACUUGGAGUUUCCAGAUCAAGUUGCUUCUUGAAAGCCAUGUCAUCAUGGUGUUCGUUGAUGGAUCAAGAAAAUGUCCUCCAAGAUUUGAUGAUGAUUCUGAAAUUGAAGGAGUUGAAAAAGAUGACUACUUGAUGAAAAUUGAGCUUCAGAACAUAAAAAAAAAAGGGUAUGAAUUUGUGUCUAAUUAUCUCCAGAAGAUCAAGGAUGCAAGAGAUCAUCUUGUAGCUGCAGAACUAAUGUUUGAAGAUGAUUAUGUGAUAAUUUUUGCGCUGAAUGGGCUUCUUGCAAAAUUCAACACUUUCAGAUGUGUUAUAAGAGGAAGGGAAAAUGGUAUAUCUCUCAAGGAUUUCAGAUCCCAAUUACUUGCAGAAGAAGCUAUCAUUGGUCAGUCAUUUAAAUCUUCUUAUGUUUUACCAUUUGGAACUACAAUGGUUGCUGGUACUUAG